CGUCCUUUUAUAGUCCUCGUGGUUGUUCUUCCAUUUCUAGUCCUCCAAGUUCUCUCCUUUGUUUAGCCCCAAACGUUCCAUACGGCGGUGGGAGCUGGUGGUGGCCAUGGCGACCCAAUCCGCGCCUCCCCCGAGCUCUCCCAACGGCGAUUCCCAAAACCAAGGGCCCGAGUUAUCCAAGACAAUGGAGGGGAAUGGUAACGAUGUCAAAGAUGAGACUGCCAAUGAAGCUUCAAGAGAACCAGUAUUUGCAAUCCCCCAACCAAUAAGGGAGGACCAAGUGCAGAAUGCUGUUAAGUUUCUAUCUCAUCCAAGAGUAAGGGGUUCCCCAAUCAUUCACAGGCGUUCCUUUCUUGAAAGAAAGGGCCUGACAAAGGAGGAAAUAGAUGAAGCCUUUCGCCGUGUACCUGACCCUCCUCCAAAUGCUACCAGUGUUGAGGCUGCCACCACAAAUCAGGCUAUCCAGCCAAAAUCAUCAACAAGCUUGCAGCCUCAAGCCUCGGUACAAACUCCCCAACCUGCUGCUGCUCCUGCUAGCGGGGUUCUUGUGGCUCCAAAAUUGCAGCAAUCCAAAUUUCACUGGUCCCAUGCACUUCUUGCUACAGGGGUUUUAGCUGCUUCAGGUGCUGGUACAGCCGUUCUUUUCAAGAAUGUGGUUGUUCCUAAGCUGAAAUCUUGGAUCAGAAAGGUUGUAGCAGAAGAAACUGAAUCUGAUAAGGAAGAAAAACAGAGUUCUAGGUUGGCUGAAGAAGCAGCAGAAGCUGCAAAAGCAGCUGCCUCAGCUGCUUCUGUUGUUGCUAAAGCAAGCCAAGAAUUAUUAAAUGCAAAAAAUGAAGAGAGGAAGUAUUUUGAGGCUUUUAUGGGAGCGCUGGAUGUCCAAGUUAAAGAGAUGAAAUCCAUGGGUGAUACUAUUCGGAAGCUGGAAAGCACAAGGGAAAACAGUUUCUCUCAAGAGAAGCUGAUAGAAGAGUAUAUCCAAUCUACAGUAGGGAAUGGACCAGCUAACAAUUCAUGGAGAACUUCUCAGGUCAAUCAACCAGAUGCAAGUCUCCCCUCAAUGUUUUCAAAGCAAGUCAAAGUAAAUGGCAUGCCAAAUAUGGACUUUGGAAGAGCGAGGCCUUCAUCCACACCUGCAUCAGUGGAGUCUAUACCUGCACCACAUGCAAAGCCAUUUAUGGAGGAUAUCAAUGACAUGCAUCCAAUCCCUGAUCAACCACCAGCAAAACCUGUUUCAGCUCCUAGACCAAAGCCAUAUUGGGAGGUGCGUCAGCAACCUCAGCAAAAGCCCAGCUAUGACCUCCGAUCCCAAACAAGCGAUGAAGGGUUGAGUUCUGAAGUACAAGAGAGCAUCGACCCCUCCUUUCAUAUGAAUGAGAAGACUCAUGAGACUUCGGAGGCUUGGUGGAGAAGGAAGACUUCAAAAAUAACUGAAACAAUGCCCAAAAUGGAGGAACCAAAGCAGUUCCCUUAUGGAAUUGGAGCCAGUGAAGGUCCUAGCCAGCGGAGAUGGGUCCCACCUCAGCCACCAACAGUUGCUAUCCCAGAAGCUGCUGCUGCCAUCAGACACCCAAAACCAUCUGCUCAAAAGCCGCAGUCAGGGGAUGAGCAGUCGGUGGCGAGCUCUGAUGACGGAGAAGAGAGGGGGGUGAAAGCACCUGACUCUGCUGUUCAGGUGGACACCUCCAGUGUUAAAGAAACGAAGCAGACUGAAAUACAAGAAGAACAGGCAGAUGGUAUCGAAGUAAACUGAUAGCUCAAACUAAGAGUUUCAAAUACUUUACACUGUUUAAUCAUACUCUUUUAAGGGGAAUGACGGGGUAGCCGAUAAUAAUAGUUCUUGUCCCUUGUUUACCAUGCAUCAUUGAGCUGAUGCAUACUUCAUAUGCAUUUUCUUUUAAACUACCUUCUGAGCUUUAUGUAAGAGAAAGGGAGAAAAUGGUCUAUUUGUUGUUUUUGAUGCUUAUGUGUCAUGUUUCAUGGAAA
Messenger RNA from Elaeis guineensis (African oil palm), 1983 nucleotides. RefSeq names its product peroxisomal membrane protein PEX14. Gene Ontology annotation, cellular component: peroxisomal importomer complex; peroxisomal membrane. Gene Ontology annotation, molecular function: signaling receptor binding. The record is from RefSeq and is a predicted model, not a curated record. NCBI's taxonomy places the organism in Eukaryota, Viridiplantae, Streptophyta, Magnoliopsida, Arecales, Arecaceae. Gene Ontology annotation, biological process: protein import into peroxisome matrix, docking.